Dermacentor albipictus is the source of this 9429-nucleotide messenger RNA. RefSeq names its product ras association domain-containing protein 1-like. Gene Ontology annotation, biological process: signal transduction. The record is from RefSeq and is a predicted model, not a curated record. NCBI's taxonomy places the organism in Eukaryota, Metazoa, Arthropoda, Arachnida, Ixodida, Ixodidae.
GGUGGCGCCAGCUGCGAGGUGAUGUAGUGUGCGUGUGUUUCGUGCGUGCGAUGUGCAUUGCGUAGCGAACGCACGUAAAACUGCUGGAUCUGCGGCUUCUCCUCGCACCACUUUUUGCGCGAUUUACUUUCUUCCCCUCUCAAAAUGUUGGGUGCUCGAAACGCUUCCUCGUUGGCCACGCACGGGGUAUCCCAGCUCUAUCAGCAUGUCGAAAGCCGAGAGCCAAAGUGAACAACACACUCCUAGGUUUCUGACACCACCUUCAACGCCGAAGAGGGUUAUUGCAUACCAAGAAAAGCUAAAGCAAACCUUCAACCCAAGCUUGUUCCUGCAAAAUUUCAACUUUUCAAUACCGUUUCGAAGAAAACCGAAACCAAAGCCGAGUGAAGAUACUACAGUCUUUCCUACUCCUUACAAGACACUUUACCACCCAAGAGUUGCGAGGCACCAGCCAUUCCGCAGGUCCGAGUUCAUCGAACUUGCCAACUUUGGAGUGGUUGAAAUUGAUCCAACAGAGAGUGGUGUGGGCCACGACUUUGAGCCAGUGGUGUUCAAGAAUCCGACUUGGUGCGACUUAUGUGGUGACUUUGUGUGGGGAGCCUGCAGUUUACAGCAAGGACUUCAGUGUCAAAACUGCAAUUUUACUUGCCACCUAAGGUGUCGAAGCUUCGUUGCAUUGGAUUGUAAAGGCCACGGGGAAAUGGAGACCACCGACCUAAGCGGCCAGAAGCAGGACGAGCAAAAAGAGGGAAAUGGUCGUAUAUCACCAUUGUUUCUUGAGGACCUCCCUAAAGAUGAGCUCAUGUCACGAAUUGAGUCCUACAAUCUGCAGGAACCCGGGCUUGACAUGGUUUUGCAAGAAGACGGGUCUGUACGAGGUUUUGUGAGGGUACGCAUGAACCUGAUGCGUCCCAUCAACGUUGUAGCAGGAACAAGACCUCCGUCCAUUUACAACAUCCUUAAGGAUGAUGACAGUGGUCGAAAGACGCUUACCUCCUUCUACCUGCCCAGGGACACUAUAAAGGCUCUUCACAUUACCAGUGAAUAUACUGUGCGAGAGCUGAUAGUGGCCCUUCUAAAGAAGUUCAAAGUAGCAGACAAUCCCCGGAAGUUUGCGCUUUAUGAAAGUCAAGUCGACGAAAGCACCGGUGAAGUCAAACUUAGGAAACUUCAGGAUACAGAUAAACCUCUUUGGCUUGCAUUGGACUGGAAUAGUCGGUCUAGGCAGUUUGUUCUUCAGGAAAAUGACAAUAGUGAUAUAGAGUGGGAGGACUUUGCAAUACCGGAGCUGCAGAACUUUCUGAAGAUCCUGGAGCUCGAAGAGGAAGAGUACCUGACCCAGCUGAAGCUGAAGUAUGACCUCGUGCGCUCCAAAAUUCAAGAGGCAAUGGACUCAUUUCCAAAGCCUGAAACUGAAGUUCUUGACACCCAAGGUGCUGAGGCCCACGGGCCUGAGUACACAGAAAACACUCCAAGCUCUUGAUUUUGGCAUUUGAGCUAGAAUGUUAAAGUGUUGGGCAUGUCUGAUGCAGAAAAGGUGCAGGUGCUACAGGCAGUGGUGCGCCGAGCUGCACCCACUCAGUGCCAGGUUCAAGGGUUCACUGCACUGUGGUUACUGCAGCUUACCAUGCACCCUCGUGCAGUCGAGGACGGGGCCGCAGUUGGCACCACCGUAUCUUGUAUAAUCGAUGGCCUAGGUGCAGUGUACCGUGCAUGAAUAAGUGCAGAGAAACCUGUUUGAUUUGAAUAGACCUGUUAUAAGUAUUGUUGCCCGCUGUCGCCAACCGCUACCAGCAGGUUGCCAGCUGUGUUUAUUUAUAAUCCUUAAAUCUCCAAGGUUUGGCAAUACAUUUAGGGAGAAGGAAUAAGUAAAAGCAAGUAAGCUUUGCAGUUUGUAGGACACCCAUAUAACAAUGCUUGCUUUCACAAGUUUCCAAGGUCGUAGUUAGCGUGCUGAAUGUUGCAGUUUCAGCAAAAGCAAAAAGGUGCGUCUUAGAAUGGUGCGCAAUAUUUUCCUGGGCUAAUAUACCUAUCACAGUCCUCUCAUGAGCCUUCCUGGAAUAUCAUCAGCCUUUUUGUGGCAGCAAAAAGUUGCCCCUAUCCACAUAUCAAUGUGGCCGGCAGCUUAAGUAAUUUCAACAAACACGACGGCAGGCAUCAACAGCAGGCUAUAGUCGGUGAAAAAAUUAGAAUACAGUGAUAAAUACACCUCUUUCGAAAUUGAAGUUAAUUUAUAUAGGUGUGCAAACUAGUCACAUUUUCUAGUUUCCAUGAUGUUGCCAUGGAGGCGAACUUUCAACAUGAGUGUCUCUUGGGACCUAUGUUUUGGUGCCUGGAGACACAGGGUGCAGAUGUAGUGCAGUUUUCUGGGAGUACUGAAUUCUUAAGUUGUCACCAAGCUUAGUAAUGCCACAGUGCUCUUUCUUGCAAACGUGCAGGAGGUCUCCAGCUUCUCAUUGGUAGUGUCAGUUCUUGUCAUCUGAUUUUAUUAUUGCAGUCUUGAGAGGACCAACAAGUGACCAAAUGCCUUAAGUAUAGUGGAUGAAAUUAAGGAAGGAUGUGCAUUUGCAUUGGCUUAAAUCCAGCACAACUUAUGUUGGCAAACCAAAAAUGGUUUCAAAUUGAAGAAGGCUGCAUAGAACUGAGAACAUUGGUACCUAAUAGAAGAGUAGGCACUAGCACUGCAUGUCCACAUACCUUUUUGAAUGCCUUAUCUAGGUUAGGUGCAUCACAGCUUGGUCCAUGAAGCUUUCUUCAAUGUUUUCGGUAUUGCUAGCACCCAUUUAAACACAUUUCCUGUCAUUAAUGACUUUAACAUUGACAUGGGGGCACUUCCAUCAUGUAACAGGUGUGCGGCCUCUGAGUGAUCUGGCAUGACGUGGAUAUUGUGCAGUGUUGCAAGCCUCAGAAGUGAUGUGUCUUACAUGGUUUCUGUGCUCAUUCAGUUGGAGGUUUCAAUUGCUUUUAAUUCCUAACUAUCAGUGUGUUCAGCAUUAUGCCAAUACAAAUACAAAAGAAAACUUUGCAUGCCAAACAUAAUGCCCCCUUACUGUACCUUCAUCAUAAUAGCUAUGUGUGAUUAGAUUGCUUUGGCUAUAUGCUUUCUGUUGCUGGGAAAAAAAUAUGGGUUAAUUUUUAUUUGUCAGCUUUUAAGUGUUUAGUUGGCUGUGGUUCCACUGUGAAAUCUUCUAAUAUGGGCAUUGCUGUCCAUAUGCAGCAUUGUGGUGUAGCUUAUUUACUAUCAGCACAAAUUCAAACAUGUCCAGGCCAGACACAAAUAGAUAGUGUUGUUUAAUUUCCAGGUUCACCAGCAUUUGUAGACUUGGAGCUAUCUGUUCCUGCCAAUUUCAUGAAGGCAGUUUAUGGCAAAAGCCAAACUAUGAGCAAGUCAGAUCCCUCUGAUACCUUUUAAUAUAUAUAUAUAUGCAGUUAGGUAACCAACAUAUUGGGUUAGGCUUAGAAGCAGAGGCACAGCUGUUCACACGUGUACAGUUGGCAUCAAGAGUUUAUGAACCAUGGGACCUGAGAAAAAAAACUACAAAUUUCCGAAGGGCAUGUGACCUUAGCCAAUAAAACCAUACAGUGCUAAAUUGUUUGCAUACGAUACAGUUGGGAAAUCCGAAUGCCAGGCUGCGUGAUCAGGCUCAGAGAUAUUAAGGUCUUUCUCAGAUCCCGUGGUCUGCCAACUUUUGACACCAACUGUAAAGAAAGGAUGGCGCGAACCAUUUCCUAGCUCAUAACUGCUGUUGCUGUAAGAAGUAGGCGACCUUGUUGCUAAUUGUUUGUUUGUACUACUGGGCACACACUGCGUCAAAAAUUUAACCCUUACCUUGUCUUAUGUGUGGCAUACAACAGCUGAGUGAGUGAAUAUACAUGUUUUUUGUAUAGGAGAGCAGUGGCACAUGUUACUAGCACAAAGUCGCUGUGAGCUACUGAAGGAGAAUUCGCGAUAAAUGAAGUUAAGGUACCAAUUCAAUAUUUUCUAGAAUUUAUAUUUCCACAGAAGUUACACAAGAGACGAUGUCCUAUGGUUAUUGCUCGAGGACUCAUCAAUGAGGUGUCAUUACAUCAUCAAAUGUGGUAUUUGGGGCAGACUGAUGUCCUUUGAAGAAAAAAAGGUGUUAAAGUGAAUUCUUUGUUAAGAUGAACCAUUCAGACAUCUUUGUAUAGCUUUCAUUAUAUUCAGUGCACUUCACCUAAGUUGAACUUCUGGAAUGAGUAACAGAUUAUUAGAGGUUCCUUCAUGUCCACCUCAAGAGGGUCUACUGGAUUAACUAGAUGCUUGAAGCAUUCUUACAUGUCUCCAGUGGGGAUAUGACAUCCAGCAUGCGUGAGAUUAUUAUUCUCUUGCUGCAGAUUCUUCACUAUGUCAUUUAAUGCUCAGCACUGUACCAUCCCUGUAGACUGUACAUUUGCCAACUUAUUUUUAUGAAAGAUUCACUAUGUUUGAUGUGCUAGCAUUAGCAGCACUUCAUUUUUCUAUAGUCAUAGAAGACUUUUGAGAGAGUUUUAAUGCCUUACUAAUGCAUUACCAUUAGCAUUACCAUCUCUGCUACAUGUUGUCUUUGUUCAUGCUACCUAAGCUGCACCAGCUGCAUGCGUAGUGCGGGUUAACUGAGGCGUGCAAAGCUGGCAGGUGACCAAAGUAGCAUUCGCAACAAUAGGAAUGGUAGCGCAUGCUAAAACUCCCUUUUGGUAUCGUAUUGAUGCCCAAAUGUUGCUAUAGCACCUGUAAAAAAAUUUCACUUUAUUCUUUGACUUGUUUAGUAUCUACAGCAGCCACUUUGGAGACAUUACAUCACUAUGUCUCUGCUGCAUUAUGUUGAGUGAUGUUUCAUAUAGCAGAACAUAUUAACUUGGCAAUCAGGUUCUCUGAUUUGCAUUGAAAAGAUUUAUUUAUUUGGUGCUGGAGCAUGUUGCUGGGCCAUAGCAUCGGAAUUGUGCUGAGCUGUAUCCUGAAACGGAGCUGUAGACCUGAUGUUGACUACUGGAUCUGAUAUUCUGGGCUGUGCUAUGGAGAAUUCACUUUCAGCAAUACCUAUACCUUUUGCAUAACGUAUGUUGUAUUCCAUUUUGGGAUAUGUCCUGAUAGUGGAUUACUGACCUAGUAGUGAUCCCUCAAACUGAUUACUGGGCUGUAUUCUGCAACAGUUGCAUUCAGCAAUACUUUUAACUUUGCAUAACAUGAAAUCUGGCAUGACUCGCCUUAGGUCGAGCUGCUCUUGACACAAUGACAUUUCUCUUUCUUAUUCUAUCAAUCUGUCUGUGAACUUUAGAGAAUUGGGAUGAGAAAUCAAUACUGACGCUUUCCUGGUCUGGAAAUUAUUUUAUCGCAUAUUCCCCUUCUACUUUUUCUGAACUCCCACUAGACGGAAAUGUGGUGCUAGUUUUUGCAGAGUGUUCCAGAGAGAGGUUUCAUCUUGCACGGGAAUAAUGAAAAGUGCAGUUGUUGGGCGCAGCUUGAAUGCAUAAUAACUACGGCUUCAUAGCAAUCUGUUCUUGUGACAAAACAAUGAUGACAUACGCAAAAAAAUUGUGUGCUUGCUAUGAAGAACUUAUCGCUAUAAGUGUAGGGUACAGCAUAAGGCACUGCGUACUUCAUAGUGUUGAGGUCUUUUGCUUGUCAAAGCUACUUUCUUACACUAAGGGUUUAGCCAGUGGUGGUGAGUAUUGAUGACAGUACCGCCAUGCCAGUGUGAGACUGUUGUGUGAAGCAGUUUACGAAGAAAAGAAAAAAACUUUAGAGCACUAUAUAGCUGUCAAGUGACAAAGCAGCGCCAAAACUACCAAGCUGCAACAAUGUGGGAAGCGUAUAGUUCAGAAGGGAGCAUGCCAUCAGGCCAGAAGAUUGAAUCUUUGGAAUGAGCUAUUCACAAGUCUACAGAUUGCUAAAGUUAGUUAUGUGCUAUCAUGGAGAAAGGAAGCGCAAGCAGGAAAAUCGAAGUUACAAUAAAAUUGGGUGAGUCAUGCUUGAGAGAGGGAACAUCUUAGGGUGCUCCAUUAAAACAUUGAUGUGCAAUAAACUGUUCUGAAACAGAAGACAACAUUGCCAUUAUAUAAAAUUUUGGUAAUGAAAUUACCCCAUAGAUUUUGUGAGUCUUUCAGUUUUCAGUCUUUCAAAAGUUCUGUUUGCAUAUCAUCAUUCCUGUAAUGUUGGAGUGAUUGCAGUGCCGUACAUCUCUGUUAGGUUCUUAUGGAACUCGGUGCCCUGAAGUAACCAUCUGAGAAUGGUUCUAGUCUUUAAAUGGGUCAGGUACCACUUUCUGAUGUCAGUUAGCGAAAACAUGCGAUACUGUAAUGGCCUCACUGCUCAAAACCUAGAUACUGUCUUCUUAAUAUUCAUUGUAUAGACUCUAAUGACUCAAAGUGCCAUUGCCAUACAUAAAUGUGAAGCUUUGUGGCAAACUUGGGGUGCACUUACUAAAUGUUCCCUGUAGACUGGUGUGUCGCAAUGACACUUGGCUGUUUUGCUGCUUUAGACAAACUGCAGGAGAAUUUUGGUUGUGGGUAUUGUGUGAUUGGAUGUUGUGGAGGAAUAAGGUAGACUAUAUAUUGCUGCUGGCAUUGAGAUGUAGCUAAACGUGAUCAAGAUUUUGGUGCACUAUUCUAAAACCAGUUUUUAUGCUGUUCGACACAGCAUCUGCUCACUUGCAAUUGUUGACAUUUAACAAUCUUUUCCAGCAUAGUCGACUUUCAUUCAUUUGACCUCACACAGGAUCGGUUUUCAUUAAUUUCCAGCAUGUUAAACUAUGUCGAAAGCUGAGUGUGCUUUCCUAAGGUGAAUAAGAAUGCAAACUUUAUACACUGAGUGGCAUAUAACUUUCAAACAGGUCAGCAGUUAUCAUUGGAGAUGUAUCACUGAGGAUGUAUUCUUGGCCAACCACUUUUUUGGGAUACUGCCAUCUUUGCAGGAUUCAAUAUGCAUUGCAAUGCCUUGUCGAAGCAGUGGGCAUCCUGUCUGUCAGCUUAUUCUGAAAAGUGCACGCUCAGUUACACUCUUUAAAAAAAUUUACACCCUUUUGGGCUUAUGUUGUCCCACAACAAUAAUGUCAUCUGUCAUGUCCACAUUUCCUUUCUUUAACGCUAGGAGCCCAGUACUUCCAAGUCACGAAGGCAUGUGUGUCAUCAGCAUGACAUAGCAUUCUCAACAGGAAAGUAGCGAGUAUGGUGUUUUCAAGAAAGGAAACACAAGCAAGGCAGAGGACGAUUAUUGUUGUGGGACAAAUAUACACCCCAAAGGGCACAACUUUUUAGAGAGCGUAUGUCUGUGAAAGUGAUUGACCAAGAAAGGUAUUGACUGAGGUUUAUGGCAAAACACUCAAACCACCAUCAAUAUGAGUACCAUCAUACAUGUCAUGUGCUUUCACAGCUCUGUACAAUGUUGUUAACGCAAGAAACCUGCUUUAACGGUAACCCAUAGAAAUUAACUGGUUUUGCACAGUGUUGGCACUUGCAAGAAUGUAGAAGUGUGCAAAGCAUGAAAGUGUGAUUUUCGUCAACUUCAUACUAGGGCUUUCUUUUUUUUUUGAUGAAAGCUGAAAAUCUGACAAUAAGUAUUGAGGACUGCUGGCCAAUCACUUCCAAAGUGCAAAUAGUGCUGCAUGACACAGAUUUUCUUCCUUUUUUUUUUGCAGUUAGAGAGUGCUAAAUAUGUUGCAGUACACAUUAGUCUUCCAAGCCAUUUCCACAGCACAUCACCUGCAAACAUGGAUACUGGCCACCAUCGGAAAGUUUUUCCAGUGAAUAAGCUUUGUUAGAUGCAUAUUUUGAACGUGGUUUGGAUAAUACAAACCGAUUUGGCCUGUCCUGCUGUGGUCAAAUUAAUGAAAGUUGACCGUAACAUUUCUGCCUCAUGUUGUUGCUAGCAUUACAUGGUUUUUAUACCUCUGCUUUCCUAUUCAUUUAUUUAUCAUGAUAUGCCAUGUGAUGGCUGUGUAUAGGGAACGUGUUAUUGUUGAAUACAGAGUGAAAUUGCUUGGGAGAAAGUUUAAUUUGAAGCUGCCUCCAAUCUUGGUGCACAUAUACAUGAGGAAAGCUGAAAUGUUCCCUUUGUGUAAUUCCUGGAGUGAUCUAAAUGAAACUGGAUAUACUUAAAAGAAACAUAAUUCUAGUGAAUACAAUUCACUUUCCUUACUUUUUGUUGAAUAUGGUUGCACAUACACUCUCUGAGGAAUUGUGAUAUCUAGGUUUUUCUUCUUCUUUUUUUUUUUGUUGUAAUAUACCUUACAAGGCACAUGGGGCAUUGAGUACGGGGGGGCACAGAAUCAAGUAAGCACAUACAAUCUAGUAACAAUAUGAACGUAAAGAAAAAAACUACACCAUCCGAGUGCACAGCCUAACAAUUAGGGAAACGUAUUACCUACAUACAGCUGUGUAUGAGUACAAUAAAAAGGAACUUUAUAAGUUUAUAACAAGCGUAUUGCAGUGCAAAUAAAAAGUUGGAAAAAUAAAACCAUACAGUGAGUAUGAUAGCAGUGGUCAACAAGGGCUAAGCGAGUUGAGUGAGUGCUUGAAUUUUUCACGGUCAGUUUCCGCAUCUUUAUGUUAUCAGGGAGGCUGUUCCAGAGACAAAUGGCAUGCGGUUAUAGCAUGCAGUUUUGUUAUAUAGUGUACUUUAAUGUAUAUCUUUUUUUCAUUUCCUAUAUUAUUGCCAAUUUUCAUUUAAAAAAAACCAAACCUCGUGAAUAAAGUAAAAUGUCUGCUUACAAGAUUCACUACAAUAUCAGUCUUUCCACAAAAUGCAACAGCGGUUGCUGACGAGAGCAUUUCAGCUUUUCAGAUGUGUGUUGCUGGUUGCGAGCUAAAGCCUUUUCUUAAAUGAAAUUUGCGAAGCGAUUUGGAGUCCUUUGUACACACAGCUCAGUGGACUUGUUGAAAGUUCGCUUAUUGGUUUGAUUGAUAGUUGGCUUCCUGGGCAUGUGCUGGUUAUGUAUUCCUUUGUUCCCCCCUUUUUUUUCUGUUCUAGUCAGGAUGCUGCAUUUUGUAUUUACCAUUUCAUGACUGCUGUUCAUGUGUGAUGUUGCUCACGAAGUUGUUUUAUCCCUGUGAUUUGGAGUUGUGUUGAUCAUUUGUCUACCCUGAAGGUGGUGUAUAGGAAAUGCUGUUACUGUUAACUGGUGUGCUUUGUGUGUGUGUCACAGGCAAUGUAGGACACUGCUAGCCUGUGCCAGUUAUUUUUGUGAUGCAAAAUUGACCUUUGUUAAUGGAUUAUUGUGUAGGAUGUUUCUUGCGUGACACUGACAUUUACUCCUUUGGAGGAGUAAAAAUUUUUCGCGUGACGGAACACUAGAAAAGUUGAAUGUUAUAUGACCCUUCAGUUGUUAUUCUGAAAGGGACAAGAAAAUAAAGUACCCCCCCCCCCUUCCCGCGCCCUUUCCUUAGUUGGGAUUUAUUUAUAGAACCAAGCAAUAAACAUACAAAACCUCUGCA